UCAAGCCUCUUUAUAUACAAAAAAAACCUACUUUGCUGCUCUUCAUCGUAGCGCCAGACUGAGAGGGAGGGAGAGAGAGAGAGAGUGUGUGUGUGAUCUUCGUUUGCUGUCUUCUCUCAGAAAUGGUUACGUUCAGGUUUCAUCAGUACCAGGUCGUUGGGAGGGCUCUCCCAACGGAAGCAGAUCAGCACCCUAAGAUUUACCGCAUGAAGCUUUGGGCUACCAACGAGGUUCGCGCAAAAUCUAAGUUCUGGUAUUUUUUGAGGAAGCUGAAGAAGGUGAAGAAGAGCAAUGGUCAAAUGCUCGCUAUCAAUGAGAUUUUUGAGAAGAACCCUACAAAAAUUAAGAACUAUGGGAUAUGGUUGAGGUACCAGAGUAGGACCGGUUACCACAACAUGUAUAAGGAGUACCGUGAUACCACUCUAAAUGGUGCAGUUGAGCAGAUGUACAAUGAGAUGGCUUCUCGUCACAGGGUCAGGUGCCCUUGCAUCCAAAUCAUUAAGACUGCCACCAUCCCAGCCAAGCUUUGCAAGAGGGAGAGCACCAAACAAUUCCACAACUCCAAAAUCAAGUUCCCGUUGGUCUUCAAGAAAGUUAGGCCACCAUCUAGGAAGCUGAAGACCACAUACAAGGCCAAGAAGCCCAACUUGUUUAUGUAAUGUGGUUGCUGAUUGGGUGACAGGAAAUGUACCAGUUAGUUGUUUUCUUUCAGAUUUUGUUUGAGGAAUUUUGGACUAUUGUUUUUGGGUUAAUCGUUAUCUUUCUGUUGGAUAUUUUCUUGGUGAUCUUUUUGAUAUAUGAGUAGAAUGAAACAAAUUUAUUUAAAGUGUGUA
Molecule: messenger RNA, 833 nt
Organism: Vigna radiata var. radiata (mung bean)
Lineage: Eukaryota; Viridiplantae; Streptophyta; Magnoliopsida; Fabales; Fabaceae
Product: 60S ribosomal protein L18a
Exons: 4
Coding region: 123-659 (178 amino acids)
Biological process (GO): translation
Cellular component (GO): cytosolic large ribosomal subunit; ribosome
Molecular function (GO): structural constituent of ribosome
Source: RefSeq, a predicted model, not a curated record